AUGGGAGUGCUGCUCAAGAUCGCCCUCGCGGUGGGUGUUCUCUCCUUCAUCACCUUUGUAGCGCUCUUCGGCCAGCUGCCUGCUUUGCGCAAGACACCGAUAGGAUGGCUCCAACGUGUGCUCUGUCUACACAUUCCAAACGGGAUGCGAGCCAUCGACCGGCAUACCACUGGCGGUAGAAUCACGAUCAAGAGUAAGAGGCUGGGGCGCUACCUCUUCUACGAGAAGAACCCGAUUGUUUUAAUCAUCUUCCUUGCUCUCAUGACCGGAUCCGCCGUUCUCUUCCUUUGGAACGCUAUCCCCGAACUCCCAACUCGUCUGAUCGUGCCUAUCCCCUUCCUGGUCUCUCAACCCUAUCUGUUCACCUGGCUUUGCGUCCGGCACAAUGACCACUACAUCACUCCGUCCAACCACACAGACAGGUUACAUGACUACCCCUACGACGACGCCUUGUUCUCAGCCAACAACAUCUGCUCAACCUGCAACCUCACCAAGCCCGCUCGUUCGAAGCAUUGUAGCCUGUGCGGAACCUGCGUGGCAAUGUGCGACCACCAUUGCCCAUGGAUCAACAACUGUGUCGGUCGAGGCAACUACCGGUACUUCCUCGCUUUACUCUUGUCUUUAGGAGUGAUGGACCUGUACGGCGCGUACCUCAGCUACUGGCUCCUGCAGCCCUGGUUCAAGCUGCAUCGGGGUGGCGGCUUCUUCACACAGCAGUACUGGGACGACACGUUUCAAGUCAUGGUUAUCGCGAUCAACGCCGGCGGUCUGUCGAUUGCAGGAGUUGGGAUGCUUACUAUUGCCACUGCUGCGCUGCCGUUCGGGUUGCUGGGAUACCAUUGCUAUCUCAUCUGGGCAGGCAUGACGACGAAUGAGUCGCAGAAGUGGGCGGAUCUGCGGGAAGAUAUGGCGGAUGGGUUUUGUUUCAAAGGCAGCCGAGAGGAGUUGCGGACGCAUCAGCGGUUACGGAAGUACGGUCAUGGCAGCGCUGGUCAUGCCAACGGAGGCGGCAAUCCGGCUCUGCAUGCCUGGAGCGACGAAACGGAGGUACAUAUUCCUUGGCCGGUCAGCAGCGAUCAAAUCGUUGUAAGGACAAUGGACGGCAGGCCGCCGAGGGGACAGGAGGCGUUGUGGAGGCAGGUCUGGAGCUUGAACGACGUUGAGAAUCUCUAUGAUCUCGGAGGCUGGGACAACUUUGCCCAUAUGCUAAAGGGCAACUAG
Molecule: messenger RNA, 1221 nt
Organism: Saxophila tyrrhenica
Lineage: Eukaryota; Fungi; Ascomycota; Dothideomycetes; Mycosphaerellales; Extremaceae
Gene: SWF1
Product: palmitoyltransferase swf1
Exons: 2
Coding region: 1-1221 (406 amino acids)
Biological process (GO): protein targeting to membrane; peptidyl-L-cysteine S-palmitoylation
Cellular component (GO): Golgi apparatus; endoplasmic reticulum
Molecular function (GO): protein-cysteine S-palmitoyltransferase activity
Source: RefSeq, a predicted model, not a curated record